This is a messenger RNA of Scheffersomyces coipomensis, 1128 nucleotides long. It is a transcript of the gene RPS20, whose product is annotated as 40S ribosomal protein uS10. The coding region runs from base 298 to 654 and encodes 118 amino acids. Lineage: Eukaryota; Fungi; Ascomycota; Pichiomycetes; Serinales; Debaryomycetaceae. Gene Ontology annotation, cellular component: cytosolic small ribosomal subunit; ribosome. The record is from RefSeq and is a predicted model, not a curated record. The transcript has a single exon. Gene Ontology annotation, biological process: translation. Gene Ontology annotation, molecular function: structural constituent of ribosome; RNA binding.
UGUUUACUACUUUAAUUAUGAUAAAGUCAUAUAUGUGGUACUAUUGUAGUCGUGUUGUUGUAGAAUUAGUAUAUGAUUAUCUAUGAGUGCGGUGAUUCACCAUUUUGGUAACUAGGGCUUUAACCCUUGACUUAACAAAUAUCCACGUGAUCAUAAAUGAUCAGAUUUCUCAUAGUAAUUUUUUUUUUCUUACCAGUUGGAGGUAUCGCGAAACAAUUUUUGAAAAUUUAAUUAUAUCAUAAUUUUAUUAUCAACUGGUUUUAAAGAAAGUAUCAACGUCAAUAACUAUAAUCCAAGAUGUCUACUCCAAUCAACAAGGAAAAGGUCGAACAAGAACAAGAACAAAUCCACAAGAUUAGAAUCACUUUAACUUCCACCAAAGUUAAACAAUUAGAAAACGUUUCUGCCAACAUUAUUAAAAAUGCUAAACAAAACGAUAUUGUUAAAAAGGGUCCUGUUAGAAUGCCAACUAAAGUCUUAAAGAUCACCACCAGAAAAACUCCAAAUGGUGAAGGUUCUAAGACCUGGGAUACUUAUGAAAUGAGAAUCCACAAGAGAGUUAUUGAUUUACAAGCUCCAGCUACCAUUGUUAAGAGAAUUACUCAAAUCACCAUCGAACCAGGUGUGGAUGUUGAAGUUACCAUUGCUGCUUAAGCAGGUUAACCACUCAAACUUCUAAAAUGGUCUACCUUUAAUCACUCCUAUCAUUCAUCAUCAUUCAUUUACGGUCUUCAUAUUCAAAUUUUACUCAUUAUCAAUCAUAGAUCAAUAAUUAUUCUUUUUUAUACUAUUUUUUCAAUUAUCAUUCUUUAUUUUUUAUUAGAAGAGACAUUAUGUCCAAAAGCUCUAGGCGUACCGUACAUUUUAGUUAAUGUACAGACGUUGAAGGUGCCAGCUAUCAGGUUUUGGUAUAAUAAGAUUCAUUAUGUUAUAAGUUUUUAAAAGAAAUGGAAUGAAAAAUUAUAAAUACCUGAAAUUAAAUUUAUUGUCUACUAUAUUGAUUAUUAAUUUGUAUUAUGUUUACUCGUGGAUGAUUUUUGAUAUUGAUAGUUGUUUUUAUUACUGUAUAUUUACUUUAUUCAUAUAUAUUUACCUUUAAUUAAUACAUAUGUUACGGUUCAUUCAUAC